Molecule: messenger RNA, 3352 nt
Organism: Polyodon spathula (Mississippi paddlefish)
Lineage: Eukaryota; Metazoa; Chordata; Actinopteri; Acipenseriformes; Polyodontidae
Product: protein argonaute-3
Exons: 14
Coding region: 61-1962 (633 amino acids)
Molecular function (GO): RNA binding; protein binding
Source: RefSeq, a predicted model, not a curated record
UUUCCCUUGUGAACAGUGUCGGCUACAGCCUUUUACAAAGCCCAGCCUGUGAUCCAGUUCAUGUGCGAGGUCCUCGACAUUCACAACAUCGACGAACAGCCAAGACCUCUCACCGAUUCUCACCGGGUCAAAUUCACCAAAGAGAUUAAAGGUCUGAAGGUUGAGGUGACGCACUGUGGAACGAUGAGGAGAAAGUACCGCGUGUGCAACGUGACCCGGAGGCCAGCAAGCCAUCAAACGUUUCCUUUGCAAUUGGAGAACGGUCAGACAGUGGAGCGGACUGUGGCUCAGUACUUCAGAGAGAAGUACAGCCUACAGCUCAAGUACCCGCACCUGCCCUGCCUGCAGGUGGGCCAGGAGCAGAAGCACACCUACCUGCCCCUGGAGGUGUGUAACAUCGUAGCGGGGCAGCGCUGUAUCAAGAAAUUGACGGAUAAUCAGACUUCCACCAUGAUCAAAGCGACCGCGCGCUCAGCACCCGACAGGCAGGAGGAGAUCAGCAGGCUGGUGCGGAGUGCGAACUAUGAUGCCGACCCCUUCGUGCAGGAGUUCCAGUUCAAGGUGCGGGACGAGAUGGCCCAUGUGACGGGGCGCGUGUUGCCUGCGCCCAUGCUGCAGUACGGGGGCAGGGUGAGCACAGAACACUUUAUGAACCGGACAGUGGCCACGCCCAGCCACGGGGUGUGGGACAUGCGGGGGAAGCAGUUCCACACCGGAGUGGAGAUCAAGAUGUGGGCGAUCGCCUGCUUCGCCACGCAGAGACAGUGCCGAGAGGAGAUACUGAAGGGCUUCACUGACCAGCUGCGCAAGAUCUCCAAGGACGCGGGGAUGCCUAUCCAGGGCCAGCCCUGCUUCUGUAAAUACGCGCAGGGCGCUGAUAGCGUGGAGCCCAUGUUCCGCCACCUGAAAAACACCUACUCAGGGCUGCAGCUCAUCAUAGUCAUCCUGCCCGGGAAAACGCCUGUCUACGCGGAGGUGAAGCGUGUGGGAGACACUCUCCUGGGAAUGGCCACUCAGUGUGUUCAGGUGAAGAAUGUGGUGAAGACCUCCCCCCAGACCCUCUCCAACCUCUGCCUGAAAAUCAACGUCAAGCUGGGGGGGAUCAACAACAUCCUGGUCCCGCACCAGCGCCCCUCUGUGUUCCAGCAGCCUGUGAUCUUCCUGGGGGCGGACGUCACGCACCCCCCUGCUGGUGACGGGAAGAAGCCCUCGAUCGCUGCGGUGGUGGGGAGCAUGGACGCUCACCCCAGUCGAUACUGUGCCACGGUGAGAGUGCAGCGCCCCCGGCAGGAGAUCAUCCAGGACCUGGCCUCCAUGGUGCGGGAGCUGCUCAUCCAGUUCUACAAGUCGACCCGCUACAAGCCCACCAGGAUCAUCUUCUACAGAGACGGGGUGUCAGAGGGGCAGUUCAGACAGGUGCUGUACUAUGAGCUGCUUGCAAUCCGGGAGGCCUGUAUUAGCCUGGAGAAGGAGUACCAGCCUGGCAUCACCUACAUCGUGGUACAGAAGCGCCACCACACCCGGCUCUUCUGUGCUGACCGGAACGAGAGGGUUGGUAGAAGUGGAAACAUUCCUGCUGGAACCACUGUGGACACGGACAUCACUCACCCUUACGAGUUCGACUUCUACCUGUGCAGCCACGCUGGAAUCCAGGGCACCAGCCGCCCCUCUCACUACCACGUGUUGUGGGAUGACAACUGCUUUACUGCGGAUGAGUUCCAGCUCCUCACUUACCAGCUGUGUCACACGUAUGUGCGCUGCACCCGCUCCGUCUCCAUCCCCGCGCCCGCUUACUACGCACAUCUGGUGGCUUUCAGAGCACGAUACCACCUGGUGGACAAGGAGCACGACAGUGCGGAAGGCAGUCAUGUUUCUGGGCAGAGUAACGGCCGGGACCCCCAGGCUCUUGCCAAGGCCGUGCAGAUUCACCACGACACCUUACGCACCAUGUACUUCGCCUGAGAGAGAGGGAAAGAAUGAAAGCGCAAAGGGGCCACCAGCCCUCGCAGGAAUCCAAAAACAAGCCACACACAGCCUAUGUUUCCAGGAGGGUGGGGUUAAGGGGUCGGCUCACUGUCACUGUGCAGACUAGUGGAGAUGAGCGCACUGCCUCUGGAAAGGAACUCAGUACUAUUAUGCAAUAUCAAACCAGCCAGCCGCUUGCAGCGCUCCCCCCUCCUCCGUGUCUCUGCCCGCAGGGGGCGCCGCUCCUCCUCCUGUCUGACUUGUGGUUUUUAUUUUGUUUGUUUGUUUUCCGGUCCCUCUUUCUUUUCUUUUGCCUCAAGCUGUUUGGCAGCACGACUCACUAUGAAGAGAAAGAAAGGAAAGAUGACAAGGUUUCAGAACCGUGGAGACUGUAGGCUGCUGGUUUUUUUUUUUCUAGCAGAGGAGCGCGAAUGCUGGGGCUGCAGCACUUUAACUUAAUAAUGGAGAAAGUGUCUUGAAUUGAUUGCUGUGCUGUGAUCCUCACAGCAGCCUGCACGGGACAGCAAGAAUAUCAAACCCACAGUGUAAGAGCACUGCUGUAUCCCUCGUCUGCACUGUGUUCCUCACAGCAGCCUGCACGGGACAGCAAGAAUACCAAACCCACAGUGUAAGAGCACUGCUGUAUCCCUCAUCUGCACUGUGUUCCUCACAGCAGCCUGCACGGGACAGCAAGAAUACCAAACCCACAGUGUAAGAGCACUGCUGUAUCCCUCGUCUGCACUGUGUUCCUCACAGCAGCCUGCACGGGACAGCAAGAAUACCAAACCCACAGUGUAACAGCACUGCUGUACCCUUUGCCAACACUGCGCUCUGCUCCAGUGGCCGAGCGUUACACCCUAAGCUUCUUGAUUUCUUAUUUGAAUGAGAGUGCCGCUCACAGCAGACCUGUAGGAGUCGAGCUGGGCUUCAGACAAGGCUCCCAGUUGUAUUGUUGGGAGCACAGUGCCACCCGCAGGCCUCCAGUAUGUAAGUGCUGUUCAUGAGAGCCACUGAAGUGCUUGUGAGGAGCGCAGCGUGCGGACUCUGUAGCAGCGCUCCUGUGUAGCGCCGUGGCUGCUCGGCGGGCAGAGUGCUUUCUCCAGUUCUGCUGCGUCACACUGCAACGCUUCCACUUGCUGGGAGCUUUCAUCUUCUGCAAGUCAACAGGAGUUUUGUUUUAAUUGUAUUGAUGUUUUAAGCUUUCUUUUUGUUUUUCUUAGUAUUUAUUAGAAUUGUUAAGCCUAAUAAUUUAAUAAUAUUAGUUAGCAGCAACUCUUUUAAUUUUAUGUUAAUUUUCUGGAUGUUGUUCUCCCAUCUUCACUAAACUGACAGCUUGUGAUGUUGCUUUUUUUUUUUUUUAGUGCAAUAAAUUAGUGUUCAAAUUCCA